Molecule: messenger RNA, 612 nt
Organism: Colletotrichum aenigma
Lineage: Eukaryota; Fungi; Ascomycota; Sordariomycetes; Glomerellales; Glomerellaceae
Product: Carboxypeptidase Y-like protein A
Exons: 3
Coding region: 1-612 (203 amino acids)
Biological process (GO): proteolysis
Molecular function (GO): serine-type carboxypeptidase activity
Source: RefSeq, a predicted model, not a curated record
AUGGCGCAACUCGUGCGAUCAACCACGAAUGUCAAUGAGACAAAGAUAAACCUGAAGGGAAUUGGACUGGGCAACGCGCAGCUCUCACAGAAGCUGCAAUGGCCUGGGUUCUACCCGACGGGAUGUCUAGGGCCCAGUCCCGUCUACAACGACAGUGUUUGCUCCAUCAUCGAGGCGCAUAUGCCGCAAUGCGAGAGCAUGCUGCAGGUUUGCACUGACAUGGAUAACGAUGCCGACGUCUGUAAUAAUGUGCUAGACUAUUGCAGGAAGCGAAGCGUCUACUUCAUCCUCGACGAGCACCUGAACCCUUACGAUUUCCGCAAGCCUUGCCCUGACGGGGGGCUAUGCUACGAAGAGGCCGACUGGAUCGCGGAAUAUCUCAACUCUUCCUCGGUAAAACAGGAGCUUGGUGUAUCCGAAGAUACCAUAUUUAACAUCAUUGACUAUGAGCUGGGACAACAUUUUGAUAAGUCAGGAGAUGUUUCUUUCGACACCGUCGCCUGGGCCGGAGAGCUGCUAGACCAGGAAUACAAGGUGCUUGUCUACGCUGGCAACAAAGAUUGGUUCUGCAACUCAGCGGGAGAAAAGAAUCUGGUUCACAACAUUCUAUAG